Molecule: messenger RNA, 1318 nt
Organism: Malus domestica (apple)
Lineage: Eukaryota; Viridiplantae; Streptophyta; Magnoliopsida; Rosales; Rosaceae
Source: RefSeq, a predicted model, not a curated record
CUCUCUCUCUCUCUCUCUCUCUCUCUCUCUGCAGUUUAAAAACCUUCCAAAAACCCCAUUCCCAUGUAAGAGGGUUAGAGCUCCAAAUCAUAUAUCUCUCUCUUUCUCUCUCUCAAUAUUAUUUAUGGAGCAUGAUCAGGACCAAGAAGCUCUAUUUCAUUCAUACCCUUGUGCAUACUACGUGCAAAGCCCAUCCACCAACUCCCAUUCCAACAGUGCUGAUAUCCGAAACCCCAUCCCGGAAUCUGAAUUCCACUCCCCAACACGACCCGAUCCAGCAAACCCAACCCUUCAUGAAGAGGCCACUCGCUUCACUCUCUCGCACUACUUGUCCUCCCGUGGAUCCAGUCACUCAUUCCUGCACCAAAAAAAGAUCUCCUUUGAUGCACGUAGUAAUGGCACAGGGACCGAUAAUUGCGAAAACCGUCUGGUUAUCGUCAAAGGUAGUGAUGAUCACUUUGGCGAUGAAGAUGAUGACGAGGAGUAUUAUUAUGUGGUUGGGAAAAGAUCGGGGUGGUGGAAGAGGUAUUGUUCAUAUCGAUAUUCGGAUUCGUUUGUAUGGAUACUUUUGCAAAUAAGUUGGAGGGCUAUGUUGAGUUUGUGUAUCGCACUGCUUGUGUUUUACGUUGUUACAAAGCCCCCACCACCCAAAGUGUCUAUUCAGAUGGCAGGAAUUGACCAAUUUGGGCUUGGGGAAGGAGUGGAUGGCUCGGGCGUCACAACUAAGUUCCUUACCUGCAAUUGUUCCAUAAAUCUCAUAAUAGAGAACAAGUCUAAGCUCUUUAGCCUCCACAUUCGUCCUCCAGCGAUGGAAAUGUGCUUCGGCCGGCUACCUUUUGCACUAUCACAUGGACCAAAGCUAUAUGCUGAGAGUGGGUCAUCAAAAUUCAAGUUAUAUGUUGGAACAAGGAAUAAGCCUGUGUAUGGUGCUGGAAGAAGCAUGGACGAUAUGCUCAAAUCAGGGAAGGGUUUGCCGUUGGUGCUUCGUGUGAAACUGAGCUCAAGUUUUUGGGUCGUUAGGAAUCUCAUAAAACCUAAAUUUCAUCACCAAGCAGAAUGUUUGUUGGUCCUUGAUAGGGCAUAUGACAAAAAGCAUCGUACUCAGGCAUACAGUAGCACCUGCAUGAUGACUUGAAAGAAGAUGAGGGAUUCAUAUAUAUGUUGUCCGGACACAAGCCAGUGCCGUCCGGUUAAGUAAAUUCAUAUGUUGUAUUUGUUAUGUAUUUAAGCCUGAUGUCGUUAAUUUUAUAAAAGGAUUUAAACCCAACGUCAUAAACAAAUUAUCAUAUUGGAUCCUAAUUACAUUUUUUUCCCUUAA